AAACAGACAGAUGGGUCUGAUUCACCUGUUUUUCCUGUGUUUGUGUAUUAGUGUCUGUGUGUGUGUGUGUGUCAGUCACCCUUAUCUCAAUGCCCAGGAGGCGUCAUUACACAUUAAGACUACAUUACAAGCUGUUGAAAGAUAGACAGAGGAAGGCUGCUAUCGGAGAGAACACGACACACACCCUUCACUACAGCAAGAGUGACAGAUCAGUGAAAACACAUAGUUAGAGAGAGAGAGCUAGCGUGAUAGAGAGAGAGAGAGAGGGAUAGUGAGAGAGAGAGAGUUAGGGAGAGUGAUUGAGAGAGAGAGAGAGAGGGAAGAGUUCUGAGGAAAGUAGGAAGAAGAUAUACACCAAGACUGGAAGAAAUGAAAUAAAGGAAGUCUUUCCCUGACUCUUCUCCAUCUCUUUCUCUACCCCAGGAUUAGGACUAUUUGAUCACUGACAUGGCCCACAACCAAACCAUCCCCCUCACAAAACCCUCCUCGUCCCUUUCUCUGUUCUCCUCCUCCACGCCCCCCAUCCUGUUCCUGUCCGCCUCCAACCACAUCCUGAACACCACCAUGUCUGUUUUUGCGGCGAACCAAAGCAUUGUGGGUAAUACCACCUCCACAACAGUAGGGUCGCUCAUUUUGGGUCUGGUGUUUCUCCUUGGCGUCCCCGGCAACCUUUUCAUCAUCUGGAGUAUCCUGGCCCGCGCCCGCCGCCGAUCUGUCACCACCCUCCUCAUCCUCAAUCUGGCAGCGGCCGACGGCUCGCUCAUGGCGCUCACGCCGUUCUUCAUCGUGUACCUUGUGAAGAGCUGGAUUUUUGGCAACAUCAUGUGCAAGAUACUCUUCUACCUGUGCCUGGCCAACAUGUACGCCUCCAUCCAGCUGAUCAUGCUGAUGAGCCUGCACAGGCUGGUGGCCGUGGUGUGGCCGCGGCGCGUUGCUGCCCUCGCUGGUCGGAAGGCGGUACUGCGGGGUGUGCUGGUACUGUGGAUCCUGGUGCUAGUUGCGUCCAUCCCCGUGUUGCUGUUCAGGGGCCAACUGAUGGCCACGUACCCCAACGGGAGGAGCCGUAUGGUGUGUGAGUCAUUACACAAGCAGCAGAGUCAAGUGGUGGUCCAGUACACGUUGGAGACGGUGCUGGGAUUUGUAGUUCCUUACGGGGUGAUUGUAGGCAGCUACAUCUGCAUCCUGCGGAGGAUCAGACAGACCAGGUUCAGGAGAAGGAUCCACAGUGAGAAACUCAUCCUAACCAUCGUGGUCACCUUUGGAAUCUUCUGGCUGCCCUACCAUGUCAUCAAUAUUGUGCAGGUUGCUGCAGCACUUUCUCCGAACGAUUCAGCUAUAAAAGCAAGACUGGACCUUAUCUGGAAGUCCAGCCGUGUGGUCACAUCGACACUUGCAUUCAUCAGCAGCUGUGCCAAUCCAGUCCUCUAUACCUUCGCCGGCAAGUCCUACAUCCGGCGGGAAGGCUUUGCCUUCAUGGCCCGUCUGUUCGAGGGCACUGCGCUGGACUCCGGGACCAGGAAGAACCGACAGAACAGCCAGAACAGCCGAGAGAGAGACAGGGACGCAGAGGGGGUCGGGCUGAAGGAAAAGGAGCUAGAAUCCACGACCAGCGCCAGCGCCAAUGUUGUGAGCCCCAUCAGUGUGAAGCCUGUGAAAAAUGGCAAAUAAUGACCCUUACAGGAACUGGAUGCUAUUGUGGCGGAAGCUGUUUUGGAGGGAUAACACUGCCUAAGACGGGUGGUUUCCUGCAGUUCACCAGGCGGCCACUAGAGGUGUGUACAAGUCAUGUUCCCUAAUGGUUAUGACUGACUGACUGAACCUUAUUAUGUUUUUAGAGGUGGUGAUUCAAGCUCAGGAGGGAUGGGGGAGAAUUUUGUAAAUGAUCUUAGCAGUAUGUUUUGUCUGACUGUCUCUUUCUCUAUUUGUGUGUGUGUGGUUUACUGCUGUAAGGACAGCAAUAAGAGCACUGUAAUGUUUUACCAAUAUUUUCAUACUUUUUUUGCUACAUUUAUUUUCUCAAAAUCAUUAAGACAUGUUGCCAUGUUGGGCCAGCAAUAAAAUAAAACACACUUUUCUCA
This is a messenger RNA of Coregonus clupeaformis (lake whitefish), 2078 nucleotides long. RefSeq names its product leukotriene B4 receptor 1-like. Bases 448 to 1668 code for a protein of 406 amino acids. The record is from RefSeq and is a predicted model, not a curated record. Lineage: Eukaryota; Metazoa; Chordata; Actinopteri; Salmoniformes; Salmonidae. Gene Ontology annotation, molecular function: G protein-coupled receptor activity. Gene Ontology annotation, cellular component: membrane. Gene Ontology annotation, biological process: G protein-coupled receptor signaling pathway; immune response. The transcript is spliced from 7 exons.